Molecule: messenger RNA, 2431 nt
Organism: Asparagus officinalis (garden asparagus)
Lineage: Eukaryota; Viridiplantae; Streptophyta; Magnoliopsida; Asparagales; Asparagaceae
Product: putative wall-associated receptor kinase-like 16
Exons: 4
Coding region: 10-2268 (752 amino acids)
Biological process (GO): cell surface receptor signaling pathway; protein phosphorylation
Cellular component (GO): plasma membrane
Molecular function (GO): calcium ion binding; protein serine/threonine kinase activity; ATP binding
Source: RefSeq, a predicted model, not a curated record
ACUAGAGAAAUGGAAAGGAUCCUCGUUUUGCUGCAACUGUUGCUAGUAGGAGCGACCGCAAAUGCAGCUGCAUCCACCAAUAUUUCACUGCCAGGGUGUAAAGACUCAUGUGGCGACAUCAGUAUCCCCUACCCUUUUGGUAUUGGCGCUGGAUGCUUCCGAGACGAAGGCUUUGAGAUCCAAUGCAAAGAGGUUGGUGGGAAGACGAAGGCUUUCUAUGGUGGCGUCAAUAGCUCCCUUGGUGCCAUUGACAUCUCAUUGUUAGAAGGCCGAGCACGAAUGCUCAAGUAUCUGUCCUAUGCUUGCUACAACAAGUCUGGCGGCCUCGUGGAAAAUCAGACAUCGUACUUGAAUUUGAGUGGCGUCCCGUUCACGAUCUCUGCCGCCCAGAACAAAUUCACUGCCUUGGGGUGUGAUACCCUCGCGUACAUAGAGGGAGACAAACACUAUGAAAGUGGUUGUGUAUCCAUCUGUACUAAUUUGACUACUUUGACUAAUGGCUCAUGCACGGGCACCGGCUGUUGCCAGACUUCCAUUCCAGAUAACCUUGUCUACUUCGACUCCGAAUUGUAUACUAAUUACCGCCGUAGAUAUGCCCCUGAAAAUUAUCCCUGCAGCUACGCCUUCGUAGCAGAUAAGGAUUCGUUCACUUUCAAUUCUUUGGAUUUGGUGGGUCGGAGUUUCCUCAAUAAAUACGAGGACGGGGUCCCUCUGGUGAUGGACUGGGUCGUUGGAAGUGAGAGGUGUGAUACAGCACCGCACAACGCCUCCUAUGCGUGCAGAAACAUUAACAGCGUGUGUGUAAACUCUUCCUCUGGUCAAGGCUACCUUUGUAACUGCUCUGAAGGUUAUGAAGGAAAUCCCUACCUUCAAGAUGGAUGCCGAGAUAUCAACGAGUGUGAUCAUCCUGAUCCAGAUAAGUAUCCAUGCAAAGGUCAUUGCUCAAACACAGAAGGGAGCUAUAAUUGUUCAUGCCCACCCGGUUACCACAGCAAUGACCCGAAAAAGGUGGAGUGCAAUCCAGAUCCUCGUCCGGCUAAACUUCAGCUUUGGGUGAAGUUGGCUCUAGGGAUUGGCAUUGGUAUCGUUUUACUACUUGUUUUCCUCUUUGGCACAUUUGUGGAGAGGGAAAAAAGAAAGCUCGCUAGAGAGAAAGAAAGGUUCUUUCAAAAAAAUGGAGGCCUGCUAUUGUAUGAAGAAAUCAAGUCGAAGGAUUCUAGACGUUGGGCUUCAUUCAAGAUAUUUGAAAAAGAAGAGAUGGAGAAAGCAACAAACAAUUUCGACAACAAUCUAAUCCUUGGGCGCGGAGGGCAUGGGACAGUUUAUAAGGGAACUUUGGAAGGAAACAUAACUGUUGCCAUAAAAAAGUCUAGGAUGAUUGAUGAGAGCCAGAAGGAAGAAUUUGUGAAGGAGAUUCUAAUCCUCUCUCAGAUCAAUCAUAAGAAUGUGGUCAAGCUCUUGGGGUGCUGCUUAGAGGUUGAAGUCCCGAUGCUGGUAUAUGAAUUUGUUUCAAACGGGACUCUUCAUGACUGUAUCCAUGGCAAGAAUCAACAGCAGUUUAUCCCCUUAGACAUCCGUUUUCGUAUUGCAAUAGAAUCUGCCGAAGCGCUUGCCUAUUUGCACUCAUCAGCUUCACCUCCCAUCCUUCAUGGUGAUGUCAAGUCCUCUAACGUACUUUUAGAUGAAAACUACGUGCCAAAAGUGUCUGAUUUCGGUGCUUCAACUCUAGUAGCCUUGGACGAAACUCAAUUUGCUACAAUAAUACAGGGAACUUGUGGUUAUUUGGACCCAGAGUACUUGCAAACACACAUUAUCACAGAGAAAAGUGAUGUGUACAGCUUCGGUGUAGUUCUUCUCGAAUUGCUUACGAGGAAGAAGGUAUUUUGGUUUGAUGACUCCAAAACAGAGAAGAGUCUUGCAUCUACCUUUCUCUCUUUGUUGAAAGAAGGCCGUCAAAUGGAGGUUUUUGAUACUCAGCUUAGCAGUGGAGCGCGGGUGGGUGAAGGGCAAAUGGAGGUAUUACUUGAAGUUUCGUAUAUUGCGAAGCAAUGCCUUAGCAUGACGGGAGAAGAAAGGCCCACCAUGAAAGAAGUGGCGGAGGAGCUUCAGAAGUUGAAAAAGUUCAAUCAGCAUCCUUGGGAGCAGCAUAAUAAGCCUGAAGAACUGGAGAUCUUGCUUGGUGAUUCAUCAGCCUGCUCUGCUGGUGAUGCUACUGGACACUAUAGUUUGGAGAAUAGGGCAGUGCUGAGCAUCGAAGGUGGGCGCUAAAGCUGUGUGUUUCUCCGUAAGUAAUUUAAGAUUUGAUGUAACUGUAAACUUGCUAUUUUCUUCUUAGUGAUUGUAAUAGACUACUAAAGUUGCCUGUUGUUUCCUGGGUCUAGUGAUUGUUGUAGACUAUUAAUAUUAGUGAGUGUAUGCUUUUGAAUUGUGC